GCGGGACUGGGCGUGGCUGGGUCGAGGGCCGGGGGUGGGGCUCGGCGCGAGGCAGUGUGGGGCGGGGGCGGAACGCCGCCCGGCGGCGGGUCGGGACCUGUGUCAUCAAGCCGAGCGGGCGCUCGGGCGGGACAUGGCGGGCUGUGUUGCCCGGCGGGCCCUGGCCGUAGGCAGCCGCUGGUGGUCCCGAUCGCUGACCGGGGCUCGGGGACCCAGGCCGCUUUGUGCGGCCGCUGGAGCUGGGGUCUUCUCGCCAGCGGCAACCACGAUGACACGGAGGCACCUCUCGUCCCGAAACCGACCAGAAGGCAAAGUUUUGGAGACAGUUGGUGUGUUUGAGGUGCCAAAACAGAAUGGAAAAUAUGAGACAGGACAGCUUUUCCUUCAUAGUGUAUUUGGCUACCGAGGUGUCGUCCUGUUUCCCUGGCAGGCCAGACUGUAUGACCGGGAUGUGGCUUCAGCAGCUCCAGAAAAAGCGGAGAACCCUGCUGGUCAUGGCUCCAAGGAGGUUAAAGGCAAAACCCACACUUACUAUCAGGUGCUGAUAGAUGCCCGAGACUGUCCACACAUAUCUCAGAGAUCUCAGACAGAAGCUGUGACCUUUCUGGCUAACCAUGAUGACAGCCGGGCCCUCUAUGCUAUCCCAGGCCUGGACUAUGUUAGUCAUGAAGACAUCCUGCCCUAUACUUCCACCGAUCAGGUUCCCAUCCAACACGAGCUCUUUGAAAGGUUUCUUCUGUACGAUCAGACAAAAGCACCCCCUUUUGUGGCUCGGGAGACAUUACGGGCCUGGCAGGAGAAGAAUCAUCCCUGGCUUGAGCUUUCUGAUGUCCACCGGGAAACAACGGAGAAUAUCCGGGUCACCGUCAUCCCCUUCUAUAUGGGCAUGCGGGAAGCCCAGAAUUCCCACGUCUACUGGUGGCGCUACUGUAUCCGCUUGGAGAACCUCGACAGUGAUGUGGUCCAGCUCCGAGAACGGCACUGGAGGAUAUUCAGUCUGUCUGGCACCUUGGAGACAGUGCGAGGCCGUGGGGUAGUGGGCAGGGAACCAGUGUUAUCGAAGGAGCAGCCUGCGUUCCAGUACAGCAGCCAUGUCUCUCUGCAGGCAUCCAGUGGGCACAUGUGGGGCACAUUCCGCUUCGAGAGACCUGAUGGCUCCCACUUUGAUGUGAGGAUCCCACCCUUCUCCCUGGAAAGCAAUAAAGAUGAGAAGACACCACCCUCAGGCCUUCACUGGUAA
Molecule: messenger RNA, 1240 nt
Organism: Elephantulus edwardii (Cape elephant shrew)
Lineage: Eukaryota; Metazoa; Chordata; Mammalia; Macroscelidea; Macroscelididae
Gene: POLDIP2
Product: polymerase (DNA-directed), delta interacting protein 2
Exons: 11
Coding region: 134-1240 (368 amino acids)
Biological process (GO): error-free translesion synthesis
Cellular component (GO): nucleus; mitochondrial nucleoid
Molecular function (GO): DNA binding
Source: RefSeq, a predicted model, not a curated record